UAUAAAAUAAUCUUUUUUAAAAUGUUCCACCCCUCAACUCUUUUUUUCCCUGGGUUUCACUUCUUUUUAGAAAAAAUAAAAAGUAGUGACAAAAAGAGCAGAAAUUACGCAUUGCAAAUUGCAACACUAAAGUCCCCAUUUUCACAGUCUAUUUCUCUCUCUCUCUUUCUUGUCGUCAUCACUCAUUUCACCAAAACACCAAUCCAAAAUAACACAAAUGUCUCUCUCUCUCUUUCUCUAAACAACCCAAAUACCAAACACCAAACUGUCUCAAGACGUCGCUCAAAAUAUGGUGAAGUCACGUAAACCACCAAGUGGACGUACAAAUUUAGCAUCAUGCAUAGUAGCAACAAUAUUCUUAAUCUUCAUUAUAAUUAUAAUCUUCAUUAUCUACUUCACUAUAUUCAAGCCAAAAUCUCCAGUUAUCACGGUUAACUCCAUUCAGCUCCCAAGUUUUUCUACUUCUAAUGGAACUGUUAGCUUCACAUUUUCUAUAUACGUGUCUAUCGCAAACCCUAACCACGACGUCUUUUCUCACUACGACAGCUCACUUCAGUUGCUGUAUUCGGGUAAAAGGGUCGGGUUUAUGUUCGUACCCGCUGGUAAGAUUAACUCGGGUCGGACUCAGUAUAUGGCUGCUACAUUUUCGGUUAAGGCUUUUCCUUUGAUGGUUAAUGGGCCUGAGAGUGUUGGUGGGCCUAUAGUGAGUGAUGGGCUGAGUGGGUUUCGGGUCGGGUCGAAUAUGGAAGUGGAGUCCAGAUUGGAAAUGGUGGGUCGGGUCAGAGUGUUGCAUUUUUUUAAUCAUCAUGUUGAGACUAAAGCUGAAUGUAGAAUUGAUAUUUCUGUUAGUGAUGGAUCUGUUACAGCUUUCCACUGUUAAUUAACUCGUGGAAAUUCGCAGUUGCUAUUCUUUGGGUACGCAUGGAGUUAAUCCGCUCUCAUGUAAUAGCUCGCAAACAUGUUAGUGAGCACCAAGUACAUUUGCUCUUGUGUAAUAGCUUGCAAAUAUGUUAGUUUUACGGUUGAGUACCAAGUACAUUAGCUCUUGUGUAAUAGCUUGCAAAUCUGUUAGGUUUUAAUUAAGUGCUGAGUUUUACGUUUUUCUCCCUUGGUUUAGUUUAUUUGUGUUUGGUGAUGAAUUGAUGAAUUUUCAUGAGAACUGUAAAAAAAUGUUUUGUUGAAAUGUGUAUCUUAUUAUUCACUUUAUUGUUAAAGAUAGUAUUUACUUUU
Messenger RNA from Capsicum annuum, 1230 nucleotides. RefSeq lists its product as uncharacterized. The transcript has a single exon. Lineage: Eukaryota; Viridiplantae; Streptophyta; Magnoliopsida; Solanales; Solanaceae. The record is from RefSeq and is a predicted model, not a curated record. The coding region runs from base 290 to 880 and encodes 196 amino acids.